This is a messenger RNA of Mytilus trossulus (common blue mussel), 1593 nucleotides long. RefSeq lists its product as uncharacterized. Bases 14 to 1528 code for a protein of 504 amino acids. Lineage: Eukaryota; Metazoa; Mollusca; Bivalvia; Mytilida; Mytilidae. The transcript has 6 exons. The record is from RefSeq and is a predicted model, not a curated record.
AAAAGUUCAUUCAAUGGAGAGAAACAGAAAAUCUAGUAAACAUGGCAAAAGAAAAGAUGUUCACAAAAUUGGAUCAAAAAGGAAACUCAAAGAAGAGAGAGAAACUAUACAUGAGAUGACUACUAAAAGAUUAAAGAUAGACAGACAAAAGGACGCAUGGACUGAAGUCACAAAUCGAUACCUAGGCAGAGUCACCCAACCGAAGUAUGUUCAUGUAGGCGAACCACUAGAUGGAGGCCUAGAAGACGAUUGUGACUUUAAUGAAUGGAUAGAGAACAAUCUACCAUCUCAUCAUAAAAAAUCAAAUGGGGUUCACUGGAUUUCCGUCGUACGUACAUGUAUGUACGAUGACGCAGAAUACAAAACUAAAAACAAACCUGACACCCUUGGAUUACAGUCUGCGAUAGAAAACACUGAGGUAGUCGACCAAAAAACCUUGAAAAGACUUGCCAAAGAAUAUUCAUUUACCAGUGGCAAAUGGAUGUUGUAUGGAAAAACAGGAUGUGAAAUCGAUGGACUUUGGAGAAUUAUUGCAGAUGGUGUAAUAAGGGGAAUAAUUCCUAGUUGUUCGGCAAAAGUCAGUGCAGUAAAUGAAAAGAAAGACGACCAUAUCAUUUGUAUUUACAAUGACAACUUUUUCAAUGAAGCAGAAGUUCAUGCUCUGAGAGAUGGUAUAAUGAAUUCUGGGAUACAUAAUCGGUUAAGAUACAAAGCAGAUAUAUAUACGCAUUUAGGAAUAAAGAGUUCAAACGAAUGGGGAAUAGAUCCAGUUUUGUAUCGAGAGAAAGAAAAAGCAUUUGAUAAUUUUCAAUUUGACCCAUUAUACGACAAAGAACCAAGUAAAUCAGCGGUAGCUGGAAUCAACAUAACAACUGAGUCUUCUCCAUUAUUUUCUAUUUCUGGUCCAACUAGGAACUGUAUAAUUCCUUUAACUCUUGGAAUAAAAUCGAUGUCACGCCUACAGGAAUAUGGAAAUGGCCACGACCAAGUCAGACUCUCAAUCCUGUUCCAUGAUGGAAACACUUGUAUAAAAGGAGUUGCGUUUGGCGAUUCAGCUCGCAAGUGGAAAGAUAAUUUAAAAGUUCCAUGCACAUAUACAUUGCGCAGUUACGAUAUAAGAUAUAGUGAUAGAAAAUAUAACAAUACAAAAUAUGAGAUCCGUCUCUUGGAAAAUACUGUCUUAACGAAGGUGAAACAUGGGUAUUUUCAAAUACCCAAAGAGAACAAAAUGCAAAUAUCAGAACUUGAUCAUCAAUUUGAGAACGUGUUAGUGUCAACAUCAAAAGUGAUGUUUAUUAGGAUUGGGCGACAGAUCAGGCCAAGAGAAAAGUUCUUGCGAGAAUUAUACAUAAAGGAUUCAACAGGGCAAAUUAAGAUCAAAAUGUGGUCGCAUGAAAGAGACGAAUUUCCUUACAAUGUGGGCGAUUGUGUGAAACUUAAAUACGCGUAUCUGAAGUACGACAGUUUCUGUCGACAAUGGUUCUUAGAAAAGAACGAUAACAUGAUGAUUUUCAAAUGUAAUGAAUAGGAAAAUGACAUCUGCCUUUUCGAAAAUUAUGCACACUAUUUAUUAUCUUAUUAUAUCUAAUAUAU